UUUGUAAAGCAUAAAUACUAACAAUCGCUACCGUGAGAGCAUACACAGAGGUUGAGGGGUAGGCUUAUAAUGGCGCCGGUGAAAAUCUUGAUAGCGUCAAUCUUGGUAAUUACAGCAUCUCUGUGUUGGGUUUCGUCGGCUGAUUCGCCUGAAGCUGCUUUCGUCAAAAAGACCAUUUCUGCCCAUAAGAUCGUCAUUUUCUCAAAGUCUUAUUGCCCGUACUGUAAGAGGGCAAAAGCCGCGUUCAAGGAGUUAAACCAAGUUCCGUUCGUUGUGGAGCUUGAUGAGCGAGAUGAUGGGUGGAGCAUUCAGGAUGCGAUGAGUGAGAUUGUCGGUAGGCGUACUGUGCCACAGGUUUUCAUUAAUGGAAAACACAUAGGAGGCUCAGAUGAUACUGUUGAAGCAUACCAGAGUGGAGAGUUGGCUAAGCUGUUAGGUAUUAAGGAAGAAGUUAAGGAUGAUCUCUAAGCCCACAAUCAAAAUGGAAUGUUCUUCGCUUUAGUAGAAUUUUGAAUUUUAUUACUUUUAAGGCGUUUCUUUCUUUUAUUUCAACAAGCUAAUGACUUGUACAAGAUUAGCUACACAAGUAAGGUUAUCUUAUAUAUGGAAUUGGUGAUUUGUUUUUCUUGAAAUUGUCUUGAUUAUGGAGCUUGCUUGCUUUAAUGGGAGCAUGUGCUUAAUGAUUC
Molecule: messenger RNA, 686 nt
Organism: Hibiscus syriacus
Lineage: Eukaryota; Viridiplantae; Streptophyta; Magnoliopsida; Malvales; Malvaceae
Product: glutaredoxin-C4-like
Exons: 4
Coding region: 70-468 (132 amino acids)
Biological process (GO): cellular response to oxidative stress
Cellular component (GO): cytoplasm
Molecular function (GO): glutathione disulfide oxidoreductase activity
Source: RefSeq, a predicted model, not a curated record